Molecule: messenger RNA, 573 nt
Organism: Lucilia cuprina (Australian sheep blowfly)
Lineage: Eukaryota; Metazoa; Arthropoda; Insecta; Diptera; Calliphoridae
Exons: 2
Coding region: 102-434 (110 amino acids)
Source: RefSeq, a predicted model, not a curated record
AUUGCAGCCGCAGAGACACAAAAAAAAACAUAAACAAUACACCGUAAAUUUUAAUUUUUUUAAUAAAAAAUCAUUUAAAUCCCACAAAAAACUUCUAUAAAAUGAGUCAAUUACAAGAUACACUAACACAAGAUCACAUUAAACUGGUGGAAAGUAUCAAUAAUCGUGUCGAUAGUAUUUACAAACAUUUAUGUGAGUAUGAGGAAUCUAUUGAUCCACGCACUCUAGAGGAUUAUGGUGAUUCACAAACAAAAAUUAUGGAUUUAUUAGAGACAUUAGAAACCAUACAAGAGGCGGCUCAACGUAUACGUCCAUUUAAUUUGGAAUUACGUUCACGUCAGCAGGCAUUGGAAGAACAAAUGAAAUGUUUAGAACAAUCAGUGGUUUUAAUGAAACUAGAAACUGGCAGUACUGAUAGUCAAAUGCAGGAAUAAUUGGAGGUAAAAGGCGGCAAUUAAUAUUUUAAAAUUAAGCUUUUUUUGUAGUAUUAAAGAAAAAAAUUACAAAUUUUUUUUAUAUAAUUUUAUACAUUUUUUUUGAUAAUGGAAUAAAGUAUUUAGUAUAAUGAUGAAA